GGUAUAUUCACUUGGCCAACACAGACUGUCUGCGAACUCGUAAUAGAACUAAAAUAAGAAAAAAAAAAAUGAAAUCAUGACCUAACUUUAACCUGGUACACAUACUACGGGAGUACCAUUUUAUUAGCCAUUCAGCAAACGAAGACAAAGAAAUAAAAAUGAGAAAAAUAAAAAAUAUACAUACAUAAAUACUCAUGCUUUUUCUGGAAUGGACAGUGUAACUGCGAACUAAUUGGCUUACUAGUCAGGGGUUACCUCAGAACAGUGGUCUACAAAGAUUUGUAAGUGAGGCCCAGAUAGUAACAUAGUAAAGGUUUCUAUGCACAACAAUUUUGUUGGUAAUUUCAAAUUUACUCACAUAAUAAACUUCUUAAUGGACAUUUAAUUUGCUUAGUUUAAAUGCCCACAGUUUGCAGACCACUGUAUUAGAAUGAAUGCUUGUGUAAAAAUUAAAACACAGAAUUUGUCAGAAUUACUAAAUUGAGAAAAAAUUAACCAUUUUGAGGCGAUAACAGCAAUUAUUAGUAACGUUCAUCAUGAACACUAAUUUAAAAUCAAUUUAUCAUACCUUUUCUGUAAUGGAAGCAUAAAUAGUACAAUAUUUACGAGAGAUACUACUUUAUUUUGUUGCACUAUGGCUCAAGCUCCAGCUGGCUUAUAUUCAAGACUUGAUCAAGCUGUUGAACCAGAGACUGGAACAACAAGCCCCCAACAGGGCCAGGUUAUCUCGCCACCUCAGCAGGCAACAACCAAGUCGACCCAUCGGAAGAAGCUGAGAGAAAAAUACAAACUUGUUUUGUAUCGACUUGGAGUUACUGAAAUUGUUCUUGGCGUUUUAUCUGUCGUUUUGUGCAUCGUUACAUUGAUCAUCGCAAGCACAAAGAAGACUUAUGUCUAUCACGAACGAUGGACUAACAAUACACAAGUUUCUAAGAUCCAUUAUAGCAUUACGUAUGCUUCUCAGGGAAUAUGGUGCGGUGCUAUUGUUAUUGCAUCUGGAAUUCUUGGAUUCAAAGUUAGAGGAAAACCUUUCGUCUGUCUUUAUAUUGCGAACAUGAUUGUCAGUAUUGUAGCUUCUUGCUUCAUGGCUACGUUGUGUAUAAUGUCUGUGAUAUGUGCUGGAGACAUUCACCCACGUGAAGGAAAUGGAGGCAUCAUUGCUGUUCAUUGUAUUUUGGCUAAUAUUGGAUUUGCUGGAAUGAUUAUUUGUAUUAUUCAUAUUGGAUACUGCUGUACUAGUGUCUAUUGCGGAAAGAAACUGCAAGGUGUGGUUGAAUACGCAGCAUACCCUGCUUACGUGCAACAACAAAUGGUUCAGCUCACAAACGGCCAAUUCAUUAUGAUACCUGCUCAAAGAUAUGUGCCAGGAACUUCGUAUAACCCUGGUGCACACACCCUGGUGCACAUACGCCUGCUGGCUUCAAACCAGCAAAUGAAAAAUAAGAUCAAAGUUAUUUAAGCUGA
Molecule: messenger RNA, 1464 nt
Organism: Styela clava
Lineage: Eukaryota; Metazoa; Chordata; Ascidiacea; Stolidobranchia; Styelidae
Source: RefSeq, a predicted model, not a curated record